AUGUCGUCCAAUGUUAUUGCACUUGAUUGUAUCAUUGUUGGAGCUGGGCUUGCAGGUCUUGCAGCAGCGCAGGCACUGAAGCUUGCUGGACAUCGAGUCAAGAUUUUUGAGAAAUCGUUGCAAAAAGGCGAAGUUGGUGCAGGAAUCAAUGUCACCGCAAAUGCCACAAAAAUUCUCAGCAGCUGGGACAUAGGCAAUGCGGCUACUCUUUAUACUGGCGUGAAGGUUGUUGAUGUGGCCACAAUAGAGGGAUAUAUCGCAUUGGCAGACGGCUCAAAACACCAUGCAGAUCUGAUUAUCGGUGCUGACGGUAUUCAUGUAGGCACUAUUGACGUUUCCAUAUCCCACAUUUAUCUGAUGUUUCUAGUCAAUUACAAGACAGCAUGUAUCGAAAGACGCCAGUUCAGUGAGAACUGGGUGGAAUGCUUUCCGAUUCACCACUCAACAGAGAAACUGAUGAGAAUUCAGGACGUCAUAGAUAUUUACUCAAGAAAAAAUGGAUGGUGGUCUGUCCUUACCUCUGAUCAUCAAGGACUUAUUUGGGGAGAGCUUCAGAACUUUGUUGCUUAUUAUGAAUCGGAUGAGGAUGUCGGAUCAAAAGGACUCGGCCAAAAUGAAUUACUAUCGGAGCUUUUAGCAGAAUUCUCCAAAUUCAACCCUAUUAUUGUUUCUAUUUUACGCAUAGCUGAAGAUAUCAAACCAUGGAUACUGCAGUAUCAGUCACCUCUCGAAAGCUGGUCUCGAGGGCAGUUGCUAUUAGUUGGUGAUGCUGCUCAUCCUGUACACUCUGUUCAAUCCGGGCAAGGUGUAAAUCUAGCUAUUGAAGACGUAGGUGCCUUGGAAAUGCUUUUCGGUAACAUCAAGUCAAAAGAUGAAAUAUUAGACCGAAUUACAACGUUCCAAAACGUUCGUUGUAAACGGGCAGGAGCUGUUCAAGUUCUGUCGCGGAUCAAACGUGGAACAGAAUAUCAAGAGACAAAUGUCUUGGACAAAUGGCUACCAAGCCACAUCCGAGUGUUCGAUGGCACGUCUCGAGAUUUAUUUAUUUAUGGGUCGGUUGAUCUCUAUUAUUCCAUAAUUAUUUGCUCCAAAAGAUUCUUGUUUUCUAAUAUUAUACAAGCAUGA
Molecule: messenger RNA, 1125 nt
Organism: Trichoderma harzianum CBS 226.95
Lineage: Eukaryota; Fungi; Ascomycota; Sordariomycetes; Hypocreales; Hypocreaceae
Exons: 8
Coding region: 1-1125 (374 amino acids)
Molecular function (GO): FAD binding; monooxygenase activity
Source: RefSeq, a predicted model, not a curated record